Dendroctonus ponderosae (mountain pine beetle) is the source of this 2409-nucleotide messenger RNA. RefSeq names its product very long-chain specific acyl-CoA dehydrogenase, mitochondrial (gene Acadvl). Gene Ontology annotation, molecular function: fatty-acyl-CoA binding; flavin adenine dinucleotide binding; very-long-chain fatty acyl-CoA dehydrogenase activity. The transcript is spliced from 7 exons. The record is from RefSeq and is a predicted model, not a curated record. Lineage: Eukaryota; Metazoa; Arthropoda; Insecta; Coleoptera; Curculionidae. Bases 333 to 2228 code for a protein of 631 amino acids.
UUUUUCAGAGGUGUUCUGGGCGUGGCACUGGAUACUUGUCUUUAUCUAUGCUGAAUACAGUGGUGGCACUACCACUUUUUGGAUGACUCGUCUCAAACUUCCAAUUUUUUUUUCAAUAAUUUUCUUGUGUUUAAAAUAGUAUAUUUUGAAUGUCCCUGUAGAUUUUGUUUUUCUCCGAUAGAAACUAAAUUUUGGGUCAGGGUCCGAAGUCCAACAAUUGGUUCAAAGUAUACAUUAUUUUUAAUUUGUUUUCCGAUUUCGACUUAUCGCCGUAUAAAUUUCAUUUAUUUCGCGAAUACUGCAAAGGGAAAGGUCGAACUUUAGUGGCAAAAAUGUUUCGUGUGGCUAGGAAUUUGAUCCAGCAACAAGUGAAAUCCGAAAACAUCACAAUAAGAUGUUUGAAAACGACCCCAACAGCAGCCGCCCAUCCUGCCGUAGCAGAGAAACCUAAAGUCAAACCCACUCAGGAGGAGAACUUAUCCUUCGUAAUGAAUCUGUUCAAGGGUCAAGUGGAACAUCGCCAGGUUUUCCCUUACCCUAGUGCUCUUAAUGAAGAACAGAGAGAAACUCUACAGAUGCUGGUCGAUCCAACAGAGAAGUUCUUCAAUGAAGUAAACAACCCUGCUAAAAAUGAGGCGUUGGAGACUGUGGAGGAGAAAACCUUAGCGGGACUCUGGGAAUUGGGGGCCUUCUCCUUGCAGGUCCCUCAGGAGAUGGGUGGACUCGGCUUAACCAAUACUCAGUACGCAAGGCUUGUUGAAAUCGUCGGUGCUAACGAUUUGGGAGUGGGCAUCACCCUGGGAGCCCAUCAAUCUAUUGGCUUCAAAGGCAUUCUUUUAUAUGGCACUCCAGAGCAAAAGCAGAAAUAUCUUCCCAGAGUAGCCAGUGGCACUUGGGCAGCCUUUUGCUUGACUGAACCGUCUUCUGGAUCUGAUGCGGGCUCAAUUAAGACAAGGGCCGAGUUGUCUUCGGAUGGAAAACAUUAUAUUUUAAAUGGCGCAAAAAUUUGGAUCAGUAACGGCGGAUUAGCCGAGGUCAUGACUGUGUUUGCUCAAACACCAGUACAGGAUCCGAAGACAGGAAAAACUGUUGACAAAGUCACAGCUUUCAUUGUGGAGCGGUCCUUUGGUGGCGUAACUAAUGGCCCUCCAGAGAAGAAGAUGGGCAUCAAAUGCUCCAAUACAGCGGAGGUCUACUACGAUAAUGUAAAAAUUCCAAUCGAAAACGUUCUUGGAGGCGUUGGAAAUGGGUUCAAAGUCGCUAUGAACAUCUUGAACAAUGGGCGAUUUGGAAUGGCAGCUGCCUUAUCGGGUACCAUGAAAACUUGCGUCAAAAAGUCUGUAGAAUUUGCAAAUCAGCGAAAGCAGUUCGGAAAAGUCAUCACCAACUUUGGGGCUAUUCAGGAGAAAAUCGCGAGAAUGGCUAUGCUGCACUAUGUCACUGAAUCAAUGGCUUAUAUGAUUUCUGGAAAUAUGGACAAGGGGUCGCAACACUACCAUCUGGAAGCUGCCAUUUCAAAGUGUUUUGCCUCCGAAGCUGCUUGGUAUGUAUGUGAUGAAGCAAUCCAGAUAAUGGGCGGCAUGGGUUUCAUGAAAGAAACGGGCUUAGAAAAAGUAAUGAGAGACUUGAGAAUAUUCAGGAUCUUUGAAGGAACCAAUGAUAUUCUCCGACUGUUUGUAGCAUUAACAGGGAUCCAGUAUGCAGGCGCACAUUUGAAAGAACUGCAAAACGCUUUCAAGAAUCCCACAGCUAACCUCGGUUUAAUAUUCGAGGAAGCUUCGAAAAGAGUGGUGAGAAGUGUGGGAUUGGGAUCACCACCAUCAAUGGAACCUUAUGUACACAAAGACCUGACCCAAGCUGCUUCGGAGCUGGCAGUCAGUGUCGAUUCCUUUGGUCAAGCCAUUGAAAUGGUGCUCAUCAAGUAUGGCAAAAGCAUCGUGGAUGAACAGUUCAUAUUGAACAGAAUUGCCAAUUCGGUUUUUGAUAUUUAUGGCAGUGUUGUUGUGCUGAGCAGAGCCAGUGCAGCUCUUAAAGAGGGAGUUGAUACUGCUCAACAUCAAAAAUUGUUGGCUGAAGCCUGGACACUGGAGGCUUCCCAAAGAGUCGCUGCGAAUCUUAAAUCUAUUGCCAAUGGCAAGAAUUUAGAUAACUUCACCAAGAUGAGCUCUAUUGCGAAGAAUAUCUGCAAAGCAGAAGGAAUCGUGCAACAAAAUCCUCUAAAAUUAUAAAAAGUACAACUAUUACUUUUAAAGUAUUGUCUAAUUGUAUAUAUUAUUGUAAAUUAAGUCUUCUAUAUAGUAUAGUAUUAAGUAUCGCUUUUGGUUCCAAGCGAAUUUCAAAUUGAUCGUUACUGCACUUUGUACCUUUUCAAGGAUUGAUUCGAAAUAUAUUUUUUUGUAGUGCUUUUUA